AAUAUUGGCUGAUCAUUACAAAACUUUGAGUGUUGUUGCACACAGUUGAGUUACAAAAUCUUCAACUUCAACAGAAUAGCUUAGUGUUUGUUAAAAGUGGAAUGUACAUAACUGGGUGAAUACUAUUGGCGUGCUUAUUAAUAAUUGUUGGUGUACAUGUUUGUCUCGUAUUUUAGAUAGAAAAUAUAUUAACAACAUGGCUCAAUUUGGUGUGCCUGUCCAAAACACUAUGGUUACACGAGUAUCACUUUCAUUUUCGUGUAAGGGAUUAUUAAAACAAGAUCUUACCUCAAAAUCUGAUCCCAUUGUGCAGGUCAUGAUGGACUAUGGUGGAAGAUGGAAAGAAAUUGGACGAACUGAAAGGAUAAAGAACAAUUCAAAUCCUGAAUUUACAGAAAGCAUUGAUCUUGACUAUAGGUUUGAAGAAGUUCAGAAAAUGAAAAUUCUAGUUUAUGAUGUUGAUAACGCUACUGAAAGUCUUGGUGAUGAUGAUUUUCUGGGACGUUUAGAAUGCAAUCUUGCACAUAUUGUUUCUGCCAGAACAUAUACAAAAGAAUUACUAUUUAGAGAAGGAGUUAACGCAGGAACUAUUAGCAUCACAGCUGAAGAAAUUGGUUCUUCAAAUGUCGAAGUCACUUUACAAUUUGAAGGACAACAUUUAGAUAAGAAAGACUUUAUGUCAUUGUCUGAUCCUUAUCUUGAAAUUUUGAAAGAUCGUGGCGAUGGUACAUUUGUUGCUGUUCAUAGGACACCUCAUAUUGACAAUACUCUUAAUCCAAAGUGGAAACCAUUCUCAAUAAGCCUUCAGAAAUUAUGUGGAAAUAAUUAUGAUUUAAAGUUGAAGGUUGCUUGUUUCGAUCAUGAUGAUGAUGGCAGUCAUGAUCUGAUUGGAGAAUUCUACACAACAGUCACUGAAAUGUUAAAAGCAGAAACAUUAAAGCUUCAAUGGGAUUGUAUUAAUCCAAAGAAACAAAAAAAGAAGAAGAGUUAUAAAAAUUCUGGCGUUAUCCUUCUUAAUUCAAUUAAGGUUUGCAAAAUAUCUUCGUUUCUUGAUUUCAUCAUGGGUGGCUGUCAAAUCAACUUCACUGUUGGCAUUGAUUUUACUGCGUCAAACGGUAAUCCAAGUCAAUCCAAUUCUCUGCAUUACUUAAAUCCUCAUGCACCGAAUGAAUAUGUGAAAGCUUUAGUGGCUGUCGGUGAGGUUUGUCAAGACUACGACACAGAUAAAAUGUUUCCUGCACUUGGUUUUGGUUGCAAGAUUCCACCACAUGGCCAAGUUUCUUUCGAAUUUCCACUGAAUUUUAAUCCCACAAAUCCAUAUUGUCAAGGUAUACCAGGUAUUGUCGCUGCGUAUCAAAACUGCAUUCGCCAGGUACAAUUAUAUGGGCCAACAAAUGUUGCACCGAUUAUAAACCACGUAGCGAAAUUUGCAUACUCAAUGAUUCAAAAUCAAGAACAUACAGCCUCAAAUUACUUCAUUCUGCUGCUGAUCACCGAUGGUGUCAUCUCUGAUAUGGACGACACUGUAUCAGCUAUUGUCAAUGCUUCGUAUCUACCUAUGUCUCUUAUUAUCGUGGGUGUGGGCGGAGCUGAUUUUGCACAGAUGGAUUUUCUUGAUUGUGAUCAGGGGAAAUUGCGGGCCAAUAACGGCAGGGAAGCAUUACGAGAUAUUGUCCAAUUUGUUCCAUUUAGAGAUUUUCGACAGGUUGGCAUUGAUUUUACUGCGUCAAACGGUAAUCCAAGUCAAUCCAAUUCUCUGCAUUACUUAAAUCCUCAUGCACCGAAUGAAUAUGUGAAAGCUUUAGUGGCUGUCGGUGAGGUUUGUCAAGACUACGACACAGAUAAAAUGUUUCCUGCACUUGGUUUUGGUUGCAAGAUUCCACCACAUGGCCAAGUUUCUUUCGAAUUUCCACUGAAUUUUAAUCCCACAAAUCCAUAUUGUCAAGGUAUACCAGGUAUUGUCGCUGCGUAUCAAAACUGCAUUCGCCAGGUACAAUUAUAUGGGCCAACAAAUGUUGCACCGAUUAUAAACCACGUAGCGAAAUUUGCAUACUCAAUGAUUCAAAAUCAAGAACAUACAGCCUCAAAUUACUUCAUUCUGCUGCUGAUCACCGAUGGUGUCAUCUCUGAUAUGGACGACACUGUAUCAGCUAUUGUCAAUGCUUCGUAUCUACCUAUGUCUCUUAUUAUCGUGGGUGUGGGCGGAGCUGAUUUUGCACAGAUGGAUGAGAGAAUUAUAUUGCGGGCCAAUAACGGCAGGGAAGCAUUACGAGAUAUUGUCCAAUUUGUUCCAUUUAGAGAUUUUCGACAGGUACCACCUACAGAAUUAGCGAAAGCUGUACUUGCAGAAGUUCCUAAACAAGUGACAGAUUUUUACCGAAUAAAGGGAAUACAACCGAACACUCCUCCUCCGAUACCAAAUAUGCAAAUGCCUACUGUGUCAUGAACGUGACUUUAAAACUAUGCAGUGCAGGCGAUUGUCGUUGCCAUGUAACAGCGGUUUGAAAUAAAUAAUUUACCUCAACUGUGACUUCAUCUGGUUUUAUAAACAUUUAAAUAAUAUAUAUUUAUUUUGCAUUCACCUUCUUACUUUGAUUGGUUGAUGAAGAAGUAACCAUAAAAAAAUUUUUUAGUUAUGUCAAUUCUGCGUAGUGUCAGCCAAACUUUAAGCGAACAGCAACAAAGAUUUUUUUUGAGUUAACUUUUGACAAAAGGAAAGGCUUAUAAAAAUACGAAAACUGCUAAAUAUAUUAAAGAUGCGUUUUAUUUUUGACAAUUUUUUGCAUUCGGAUUUUUUCACAUACCAUUUGAUUUUUUUCAAACUCGACAUUCUUAAUUUUUACACCUGCUUUUUUGGUGACAUCUUAGGUAUCAAUUUGGUUUCUAAUUUUUUUUAUCAUAUCCAUGCAAACAAAUUGUAUAUAUAAUAAUGAAAUAUAUAGAAAAUGAUAUUUCGAUUGAA
Molecule: messenger RNA, 2962 nt
Organism: Hydractinia symbiolongicarpus
Lineage: Eukaryota; Metazoa; Cnidaria; Hydrozoa; Anthoathecata; Hydractiniidae
Product: copine-3-like
Exons: 22
Coding region: 197-2446 (749 amino acids)
Biological process (GO): cellular response to calcium ion
Cellular component (GO): plasma membrane
Molecular function (GO): calcium-dependent phospholipid binding
Source: RefSeq, a predicted model, not a curated record